Molecule: messenger RNA, 873 nt
Organism: Fusarium pseudograminearum CS3096
Lineage: Eukaryota; Fungi; Ascomycota; Sordariomycetes; Hypocreales; Nectriaceae
Exons: 3
Coding region: 1-873 (290 amino acids)
Molecular function (GO): catalytic activity
Source: RefSeq, a predicted model, not a curated record
AUGUCUAACGGCACCACUAACGGUCACAGCAAUAGGCACAAUGCCUCUUCCAUCUCCAAUGCUACCAAGCUUCGUCAGAGGCUGGAAUCAAACGAGAUACUGGUCGCACCAGGUGUUUACGAAGGUUUCAGUGCACGCAUUGCACUUGAGGUGGGAUUCGAGUGCUUCUACAUGACCGGAGCUGGUACUGUCGCAUCCAAGCUUGGCCAGCCCGACCUUGGAUUCGCGUCUCUUAAUGAUAUGCGCGAACACGCCGAGAUGAUCGCAAACCUCGACAGAUCUGUUCCUUUGAUUGCUGACGCCGAUACCGGCUACGGUGGCCCCAAUAUGGUGGCUCGAACUGUCGCGCAAUACCACCGCUCUGGCGUUGCUGGCCUCCACAUUGAGGAUCAAAUUCAGACCAAGCGAUGCGGUCACCUCGGUGGCAAGGCCGUGGUCGAUGUCGAGACCUUUAAACAGCGCAUCGCUGCCGCUUAUAAUGCUCGCAAGGAACUUGGUUCUGAUAUCGCUGCUGUCAAGGCUGGCGCGGAUGUUGGCUUCCUCGAAGGUAUCACCACAGAGGAAGAGGCUCGAGAAGUAUGCCGGAUCAUGGCUCCUACGCCUAUGCUGCUGAACAUGGUGGAGCAUGGAGCGACUCCAUCGUGGACACCCGCUGAAGCUGCGGAUUUUGGGUUCAAACUUAUCAUCUUUCCUUUUGCGUCCAUCGGCCCGGCCUAUCAAGCUAUCAAGGAUGUAUUUACUCAGAUCAAGGAGACGGGAAGGACCGGGUUGGAUAAGAAGUUUACCCCCAAGAAGCUUUUCACUAUUGUGGGAUUGGAACAAGCGACGGCUGUGGAUAAUGCUGUUGGCAGCAGCCUCUAUAGCAAGGUCUAG